AUGAGCGAACAACAAACAUUUCAAAAGGGUGUUGCUGCACCAAAGGUAAAGUUGGAUGGCACUGGUCUUCGUAUCGCCAUUGUCCAUACACGCUGGAACUUUGCUCUGGUCGAUCAACUUUACAAGAAGGUCUACGAUACUUUGAUUGAAAAGUAUAAUGUCAAGCCCGAGAAUGUUUAUACCGACACUGUCUCUGGUGCCUAUGAGUUACCUAUGGCUGCCAAGCAACUCAUUGAACUCUCUCAAACUCAAGCGUCUGCUACUGCUAGUGAUCUGUUGGGCUCUCCUGCCUUGGGCGGUGCUGCUCAAAAGUCUGACCGCCAGACUGGUCCUUUCGAUGCUGUCAUUUGUAUUGGUUUGGUUAUCAAGGGUGGAACUGCUCAUUUUGAAUACAUUUGUGAUGCUGUCACUCAUGGCAUCAUGAAGGUUCAAUUGGAUACUGGUGUGCCUGUCAUGUUCGGUGUCCUGACUUGUUAUAAUGAUGAACAAGCGAUUGCUAGAUCUACUACUGAGGAUGGUUUUCAUCAUGCUGAGGAAUGGGCUGCUGCUGCUGUUGAAUCUGGUUUAAGAAAGUAUCAAAAGUUGUAA
Mucor velutinosus is the source of this 588-nucleotide messenger RNA. RefSeq lists its product as uncharacterized. Gene Ontology annotation, biological process: riboflavin biosynthetic process. Gene Ontology annotation, molecular function: 6,7-dimethyl-8-ribityllumazine synthase activity. NCBI's taxonomy places the organism in Eukaryota, Fungi, Mucoromycota, Mucoromycetes, Mucorales, Mucoraceae. The record is from RefSeq and is a predicted model, not a curated record. Gene Ontology annotation, cellular component: riboflavin synthase complex; intracellular anatomical structure. The transcript is spliced from 2 exons. The coding region runs from base 1 to 588 and encodes 195 amino acids.